This is a messenger RNA of Paramisgurnus dabryanus, 464 nucleotides long. NCBI's taxonomy places the organism in Eukaryota, Metazoa, Chordata, Actinopteri, Cypriniformes, Cobitidae. The record is from RefSeq and is a predicted model, not a curated record.
GUGAUCAUGCCUGAACCAGCGAAGUCUGCACCUAAGAAGGGAUCUAAGAAGGCCGUUGCUAAAACCGCCGGAAAGGGCGGCAAGAAGCGCAAGAGGUCCAGGAAGGAGAGCUAUGCUAUCUACGUCUACAAGGUCCUGAAGCAGGUUCAUCCUGACACCGGGAUUUCCUCUAAGGCCAUGGGCAUCAUGAACUCUUUCGUCAAUGAUAUUUUUGAGCGUAUCGCCGGUGAGUCCUCUCGUCUCGCUCACUACAACAAGCGCUCCACCAUCACAUCGAGAGAGAUCCAGACCGCCGUGCGUCUGCUGCUGCCCGGUGAACUCGCCAAACACGCCGUGUCUGAGGGGACAAAGGCCGUCACCAAGUACACCAGCUCCAAAUAAAUCUGUUGAAGCUUUCAACACCCCAAAGGCUCUUUUAAGAGCCACCCACUUUUUCAUUUGAAGAGUUUCCAUGUUUAUAAAGC